UCCACUUUUGCAGCUGUGCAUCGAUCAUGAUCUCCGCUUGGCUCGGGAUGGAGACUUUUGUCCAAUCAGAAACUAUCAUCUCCAAAGCCCGAUGUCAUGGCUCGUCUACUGCAUCCAUAAUCCUACACUUCUCGCGAGGGUCAACCCGCCAUGCCCAAAGACGGUAUCACUCUUAGCCAGCAGGUGGGAGUUGAACCACUGGACUCGGGACGCUAUAUUUCGCCGGUGAAUCCCAUUCGGUUGGGGAGUCUAUCGCCCAAUGGCUUUGGGGGCAGCUGUCUGACUGUAGCAGUCAGUGCAGCAUACCAUGCCACUUGCAACUCCUUCCAUCUGUAUUCCAUCGCCAGCCAUUCCCUCUGGCCUAGGAAACCUGAUCGUGAACUUGUCGGUCAUGUGGAGAAUACCAGAAGAUCCCGAAGCUUUGAGACGAGCAUAAUCCUGAUGACACGAAAGGGAGAUUAUGGACCCUCUAAGCUUUGUCUCAUUGCCAUUGCGGACUUCCACAUCGAGGCACCCAGGUCAAUGGUAAUGUAUUCCAGGGCCCCGAGGAUACCAAUACGACCCUGUAUCUCGGAAAACCAACGGUCGGCGACAGCCGCACAGCAAGUGGGUGGCACGUAAUCGCCAUCUAUAUAGAAAUAUCAAGGGCUUUUGGAGAUGGAGCCCAUUACCAGAAAUACGCCAAAUCUAGGACCAGGGACCAGCCAGGCAUGCACUG
This is a messenger RNA of Aspergillus alliaceus, 718 nucleotides long. RefSeq lists its product as uncharacterized. Lineage: Eukaryota; Fungi; Ascomycota; Eurotiomycetes; Eurotiales; Aspergillaceae. Bases 151 to 621 code for a protein of 156 amino acids. The transcript has a single exon. The record is from RefSeq and is a predicted model, not a curated record.